UUCGCCUCCAAAUACAUUCUCCCCUCUGCACAUACAUCUCCUGUCACUACAUACACAACCCUCGUCUGCCACACGGCCUAUAAAGUAGAUGAGGGUAGCAUUGUCGACUAUUAUCAUCAACGGAUCAUGACCCAAAACCUCCAAGAGACCAUGCCGCUGGGCAUUCAACGAAGCCGUAGCCGGCUCGGUGAGCUCCUAGCGGCAGACACCCUCGUUGCUGCUGGCUCGGCAACUCUUGUAACACCGGCGGUCAUGAUCUUUGACAGACUCGUCGUUGAAAAGUCAUUCCACAAUCAACCUCUUCUUCCAGCGUUCCGCAAGCAUUUAUGGUUCUCCAUCACACAGCCAGCGACCUUUUUAACUUCACGCCCCAGUCUUCUCGUCUGGUCUCUUUAUACCGCCACUUUCGCAACGGCCAAUGCCUCCGAGACCCUCUUUGAAAAGGUCUACCCCAAGAUCGACCACGCCAUUGCCAGCAUGACUACAUUUGCAUCCACCUUCGUUGUCAACUCCUCCGUCGGCAUCUGGAAAGACGUCAAAUUCGCCCAACUCUUCGGCUCCCCAAAGCCGACUUCCCCUCCCUCGGUCGACACUCCAAAGGCAGACGCAACACCCCCAAAGACCGUCCGCUCCAUCGGCCGCACCAAGAUCCCCGUGGCCACCUACUCAGCAUUCCUCAUCCGCGAUGGCCUUACCAUCUUCGGCUCCUUCACCCUCCCAUCAAUGGUCUCGGCCGCAAUUCCGGACUCAGUCGCCUCCCAAGAAUAUCUCAAAAUCCUUAUCGCCCAACUCGCCAUCCCCGCAUCCAUCCAACUCAUCAGCACACCCAUCCACCUCUUCGGUCUGGAUCUCUAUAACAGACCCCAAGUCAUGCCUACCAAGGAGCGACUCGCUCGCGUCAGUCGUGACUGGCUCGGCGCUUCACUGCUGCGCAUGUGUCGCAUUAUCCCCGCAUUUGGAAUCGGCGGCUUCGUCAAUACCGAAGGCCGUCUUUAUCUACACGAGCAGUUGGAUGAGCGCCGCUCUUCUUCAUGA
This is a messenger RNA of Penicillium cinerascens, 1035 nucleotides long. RefSeq lists its product as uncharacterized. The transcript is spliced from 2 exons. Lineage: Eukaryota; Fungi; Ascomycota; Eurotiomycetes; Eurotiales; Aspergillaceae. Gene Ontology annotation, cellular component: mitochondrion. The record is from RefSeq and is a predicted model, not a curated record. The annotation marks the transcript as partial.